AUGGGCAUCAUGGAGAAACUAGGGGUGAAGGACCCCUUGGCAAAGCUUCCCCACAAGCCGCAGUCUUACAACGACAAGUAUGUCGUUGUCUACGACUUCAGUGAAGUCGAUUCUGACACCUCCGUCAAGGAGCUCACCACCCUCCUGAACGAACUCCAGUCUGCUGGUCUUCAGACGGAAGUGAGGGCCGGCUACGAUCAGACCCUUCUCAUCUUCGUCAAGGCUCCUAGGGAGCUUCUCGGAAACACCGUUUACAAAUCGAGAGUAAAGGACUGGCUCUAUGGCAUUAUCCCCGAGCACCCCGGCGGCACAAAGACCACCGUCGUCGACGGUGCCUUCGAGGCCGAGGACAUCCUCUCAGUGCACCACCUCGUCAACUGGCCCAAGUCUCUAGGUGGUGCUGGUGUCACCCCCGAGACGGGACAGUGGAAGAAUGUCAAGGCUAUUUUCCCUCUCCACAACGAGGGGACAAAUCAGUCUCUCAUGAAGCACCUCAGCAAACGUCUGUUCUUGACGCUGGACGAUAUUGAUUCUAUCCGCGAUCUCUGGGGAACCAAGGUCGCAUUCUAUUUUGCCUUCAUCCAGACCUACCUUCUUUUCCUCACUUUUCCCGCAAUCACAGGUGUCAUCGCAUGGCUGUACUUUUCAAAGUACUCACUCACCUACGCCAUCUCAACCUGCGUCUGGUGCAACAUCUUCCUGGAAUACUGGAAGAUCCAGGAAGUCGACCUCAGCAUCCGGUGGAACGUGCAAGGAAUCGGCAAGGUCAAGGUCAACAGGCCACAGUUCAAGUACGAAAAGAUUAUCAAGGACGAGGCCGGCCAGGAGAAGCAUUACUUCCCCAAGUGGAAGCAGGUCUCCCGCCAGCUGCUCCAGAUUCCCUUUGUCUUGAUUUCGGCCCUCGCGCUGGGCGCCAUCAUCAUGCUCGUGUUCGCCAUUGAGGUCCUCAUCUCGGAAGGCUAUGAUGGGCCUUACAAGAACCUGAUUGAGUACGUCCCUACGUGCUUGCUCGCCGUCGCGCUGCCAUACAUCAGCAGCGGCCUCGAAGAAGUCGCCACGAUACUAACGAACUACGAAAACCACCGAACCGCCGAUUACCACGAAAUGUCUCUCACGCAAAAGGUCUUCGUCCUCAACAUCAUCACAAACUACCUCCCCAUUCUCAUCACGGCCUUCAUCUAUGUCCCAUUUGGCGACGCCUUUGUCCCCUGGCUCGAGAGUAUGACAAAGGGCUUCCUCGGCGCCAUUGGCCAAAAGUACAUGGACGACGACCUCACCUUCCACGUCAACGCCGACAGGCUCCGCGACGAGGUCAUUGCCCUCGUCGUCACGGGUCAAAUCUCGGGCUUCUUUGACGAGAACAUCAAACCCGUCCUCAAACACAAGGCGCAAGAAAUCUACCGCGAGUACAAGCGUUCGCACUCAAAGGACACGAUGCUCAUGUCCAUCGUCAAGGACGCGCCCGACGAGGCGAGGUUCCUCCGCAGCGCGCGCAACCAGGCGACACUGGACAAGUACAACGUCCAGGACGACAUUGCCGAGAUCGUCCUCCAGUUCGGCUACCUCGCCCUCUUCUCCCCCGUCUGGCCCCUCAUCCCCAUCGGCUUCCUCAUCAACAACGUCGUCGAGCUGCGCACCGACUUUCUCAAGAUUUGCAUGGAGCACCGGCGCCCGCCCCCCGUGCGCACCGACGGCAUCGGCCCGUGGAUCAACUCCCUCGACUUCCUCACCUGGGCCGGCAGCCUCUCGACCGGCGCCAUCGUCCACCUCUUUGGCGCAAACAGCAUCGGCGGCGGCGCGUGGUGGGCGCUGCCCAUCACCAUCUUUAUCAGCGAGCACGUCUUCCUCGGCCUGCGGUCCGUCGUCCGCUUCUGUCUGGAGAGCAUCGGGUCGGAGCAGAUCCGCAAGCAGAGGCACCAGCGGUACGCGACGCGCGUCAAGCACCUCGAGGAGAUGGAGGCCAACAAGCAGGCCGGGCUGAUGCUGUCUGUCGCCGAGCGCGAGCGGCGCAAGUCGAUUAGAGCCAUGGGACAGGAAACCUUCUGGACGACGCAGAUUGACGACGGUGCGAGCGCCGCGGUGGGAAUUGGUCUGAUUCAGUCGGUCAAGAGGGCCGAGGUGUUGAAGAACGGACAACCGAAGAUUGACUAG
Molecule: messenger RNA, 2151 nt
Organism: Colletotrichum orchidophilum
Lineage: Eukaryota; Fungi; Ascomycota; Sordariomycetes; Glomerellales; Glomerellaceae
Exons: 5
Coding region: 1-2151 (716 amino acids)
Biological process (GO): chloride transmembrane transport
Cellular component (GO): cortical endoplasmic reticulum
Molecular function (GO): chloride channel activity
Source: RefSeq, a predicted model, not a curated record